AUGAGUGCACGUGGUCGUAGUGGUGAUCGAAAAGAGGAUAAAAAACCUGAAGAAAAAUCGAAAAGUUUUGGCGCUCGAACUCAUGAUAUUGGUCCCAGUGGUAAACCAAAGCUGCAUUUCAUUCAAGCCAAAGGUCCGGCAGAUGCACGAGAGAGAGCAAGAGCAGCUAGUUCUGGUUCGUCAAACAGCGGCGGUCACAUACCCUACAAAGAUCCAGCUCAUAAGCCAGGCCAACAAACUCACUAUCAUCCCACGGAUGCGAAAGGCGAGAAAAAGGAAGGUGGUCUUCAUUUUUUAACUGGAGAUAAGAAAAAUCCAAAUUUGAAAUAG
Messenger RNA from Didymodactylos carnosus, 330 nucleotides. The record is from the annotation of a GenBank genome assembly. Lineage: Eukaryota; Metazoa; Rotifera; Eurotatoria; Philodinida; Philodinidae.